This is a messenger RNA of Histoplasma mississippiense, 1083 nucleotides long. RefSeq lists its product with no specific name. The record is from RefSeq and is a predicted model, not a curated record. The coding region runs from base 1 to 1083 and encodes 360 amino acids. The transcript has 5 exons. Lineage: Eukaryota; Fungi; Ascomycota; Eurotiomycetes; Onygenales; Ajellomycetaceae.
AUGGCAUCCGCGGCCGCUCAAACAGAGGCAGCUCUGACGCCUCCAUCGGGCAUCGAGUCCAACUUCGACGGGCCGGGAGAGGCAUUGCAUAUGUGGAAUCUUAUCACACAGGGUCUCUGCAUCUCCUUAACGUCGAUAAUUUUCUUGUUGAGGAUGGUGUUGUUCGCUUGCUUGGUGGGCAAAUAUGGUGGUGGGUAUCACCAAUGGGAUGUCCCAAAGGCAGAUCUUGUCCCGUUCAAUAAGACCGUGUACGGGACCAUGGUCAUAUACGGACCAGCCGCAUUUCUCACGAAGGCAUCCAUCCUCCUAAUCCUAACCCGAGUUUUCGCGCCUUACCGCAAAACGGUAAGGUUCAUAUAUGUAUACUUUGGGGUACUGCUCGCGUAUUAUGUUCCCGCGAUCAUCGUUAAAAUCCGCAUCUGUAUGCCCAUAUCCCACUUUUGGAUGGGUCAGGCUUCGAAUGGGUCAUGCUUGGAUGAACGAGCCAUUAUUCUAGCUGAUGCAAUUAUCAGUGUCGUGAGCGACUUGACAAUUUUGGUCUUGCCGCUUCUUUUGACCCAUUCGCUGCAGAUGUCUCUUAAGAAGAAAAUCCGCGUCAUUGGCAUUUUGGGGGCAGGUGGUUUGGCUUGUGCAUCGAGCAUUGUGAGGCUGGUUUUGAUAGUCCAGAAGGGGAAUGCCAAAGAUCAGACUUAUGUGUUCAUGCAAAUCAACCUUUGGGGGAACGCGGAGGUGAGCAUUGGGAUAAUCUGCGCCUGUCUCCCGUCGCUCGCCGCGUUACUCAACCGCGUAUCGAACGAAUACAUGUCGCGAAAUGGCAGCAGGAGCUAUGACUGCGAGCUGGCCGGAACGGACACACUGACAGGGUCCAGCUCCAAAAUUGGGUCCCAAGGCAGCUUUAAUGAUGCAGGGUCCGACCAAGAAAUCCUAGCCGCACAUGCACAGCCAGACUUGAAGGUUGAGACUGCAAUCCGAGCUGACGAGCCAGGCACUAAGCAUUCCCACAACCACGGGCUUCACUCCUUCACUGGCCAUGGGAUCAUGAAAACGGUUGAUGUUUCGCAUACAAUCACCACUAAGGAAUGA